This is a messenger RNA of Salvia hispanica, 1176 nucleotides long. RefSeq lists its product as uncharacterized. The record is from RefSeq and is a predicted model, not a curated record. NCBI's taxonomy places the organism in Eukaryota, Viridiplantae, Streptophyta, Magnoliopsida, Lamiales, Lamiaceae.
AUGGAUUCCGACGAUGAAAAUUUUCGACGAGCGAUCGAUGAGGAGUUUGAAGAACUCGUUGCAGCGGUGCAAGCUGAAGCCAACGAGGAGGAGGCAGCGUUGGCGGCGGCGGCGGCCAUCCCUCGGCCGAGAUACCAUCGCCGGUAUAUCAACCAUGACCAUGCCGGAGCCGACCAGCGGUUGAUGGAAGACUACUUCGGCGAUAACCCUCGUUAUCCGCCGGAGAUUUUUCGUCGGCGAUUCAGAAUGUCGCAACGACUCUUCAUCCACAUUGCGGAUUGUUUGUCUCAGCGAUACAUGUGCUUCACCUUGCGGAGUGAUGCCACCGGUCGACCCGGAUUGUCGACAUAUCAGAAGUGCACGAUGGCAAUUAAGCAGCUUGCCUAUGUCGGGCCUGCUGACAUGUUCGACGAAUAUCUACAUAUGGGCGAAACAACUGCCCUUAAGACGCUGAGGCAGUUUUGCAAGGGUAUCAAAGAAAUCUUCAAAGGGGAGUACCUACGGAAACCAACGGCCGAGGAAUGCCAGAGACUGAUAAAUAUGCACGGGACUGUGCAUCAUUUUCCGGGCAUUAUGGGCAGCAUCGAUUGCAUGCACUGGGAGUGGAGGAACUGCCCGGUGGCUUGGAAGGGGUCGAACAACGACAUCAACGUUCUACAAUCAUCGCAUCUCUUCAAUGAUGAGUCCCGGGGUGAGGGUCCGCAAAUCAGCUUCGUGGCUAAUGGCACGCAGUACAACAGGGCAUACUAUUUGGCCGAUGGAAUAUACCCUCGCUGGCCUGUGUUUGUCAAGACGAUCCGACAACCAGUUGGGCCAAAGCAGACCUAUUUUGCAAAAAAACAAGAGGGUGCUAGAAAGGAUGUUGAGCGGGCUUUUGGAGUCCUCCAAUCGCGAUGGGCCAUUAUACGGUGUCCGGUUCGACUAUGGCACGAAAAUGAUGUCGCAGACAUCAUGACUGCGUGUAUCAUAUUGCACAAUAUGAUAAUAGAGGAUGAAGACUUUGUUGCAGAGCGCUGGGCACCGGAAGAUGGUGCUAGCACAAUUCACGAUAUUGCAACCCCUCCUCUGCAGAUGGGUGUACCAUGCAGUAAUGAAUACUUGAUUCAGCGCUUCACCAAUAUGCGGAGUGAAAUAUCACACUCAGCACUGCAGGCUGAUUUGGUUGAAGAGGUCUGA